Messenger RNA from Plasmopara halstedii, 3621 nucleotides. RefSeq lists its product as hypothetical. The transcript is spliced from 4 exons. The record is from RefSeq and is a predicted model, not a curated record. Gene Ontology annotation, biological process: snRNA 3'-end processing. Bases 1 to 3621 code for a protein of 1206 amino acids. Gene Ontology annotation, cellular component: integrator complex. Lineage: Eukaryota; Oomycota; Peronosporomycetes; Peronosporales; Peronosporaceae.
AUGAGGACGUCGUCAAUGGUCGACCCAGAUGGAGAUGCGAUCAUGUCUUUUGCCCCCUCAUCCUCUGCCGCAUCGCCGCGGUCUCUUUCCUCACGUCUUCUCACUGUUGUGGCUUCUGGAGAGCUUCAUGCGUUGCCUGAUGAUAUCACUAAGUGCGAGUCAAACGAGGCUCUCGAUAAACUUCUGACUCCGUUUUUGCCACUGCUGACACGCCUUCAGAGCUCUCGUCACACAUACGCCACCCCACAGUCGCAUCAUCUUUCCAUAACACUUGAUGCCACGCUGCUUCGUGUCGAAAAUGCCUCAAAAUAUCGUCAAUACGCCCAGAUAUUUGCAAAGUUGACGCCAUCCCAGCUCCAACCGACCAUCACUCCUGACGCCAUGACUGCAUUCCGCCGCUUUGAACGCGGUUCCACGACUGACAGAGUGAUGAUCGUGCUAUGUGAAUGGCUUUUUUCUGCUAGUGGAAGCUUGGACAACAGUGAGCUUUUCAUGAAUGAGCUUUUUCAAGAAGAAAUUGCAGCUAUUCUUGUGCAAGUUCUGGCUUUUCCUAAGCUUCAGACGCACAAAAGUCCAGCUCAAAAUUUACUGAGUCUGGAAAAAAUAGUUUCUAGGGUUCUAUCAGUGCCUGUAGCCCCCAUCCUAUUGUCUAGAUUGGCCGUAAACGAUGUCUCACGUGUCGAAGAACUCAUGGACGCUAUUGUGGCAGUCAUUCUAGCGACUACGACAAUAAAUAAAACUAUGGCACAGCAAGAACAAGAUGCAUUGAACUCGAACAUGUCUGUGAUGGAGAAUGCGCGUCGUGCUUGUUUGCACGUCGCCAAGCUUUCGCCUUUAUACGCAACGAGACUAAAGAAUAAACUAAGUAAACAGACUGCAUCGCUGCAGUGUGCAGCAGUUGCAUUUGAGCUUUUGACAGCAUGUACAAAUCGAGGAGACGUAAUUGUCUUUCUGUAUCAAUGGCUAAAGCGAGAUGGAGCUCCUGGGUCAGCGCUGAGGACAUAUGUCCAGUUAUCAACUCGUGAUGAUAUGACAAGCGACUCUGUAAGUGACUUUCAGUCGGCUGCAGUUAAUUCUUUGGAUUUUGUUCGUCGUGUACUAUUGGAAACGACGAGCAGCACGAAUGUGCCGAUGUACGAGUUGUCUACAGCACUUAAUGUUUGUGUUGCUCUUCAGGUACUGAAUGCAUUUCCUUUAGGGGAACAAGAGCGACUUCAACUAUUGCAGAGUCUUGACAGAAUUGCAUCAACCUCGUCAUCAUCUCGUACUGUUCGUCUUGGUUUCCUUGUGAUUAUUCUACUUUGGUAUCCACUCGCACCAGCUUUAAGCAAAGCUCCUGGCCAACGAGACGAGCACAUCAAAACUGCACUGACUCUAUCUCAACAAGUCAUCAUGUCCUUCUUUCAAGCGUGCAAGACCGACGCUGGUCCGCUUUUUGUUGUUUCGGCAGUGUUAUUCUAUACCAAAGUGCCAGCGCUUGUUCCUUUUCUUGCGUCAGUGAUUGGAUUAAAUGGAGACUUAGGAGAUGAUUCGGGACUUGAAGCGCAACAAGUAUUGCGUGCAGAUUAUCUUCAUGUUUUCGGAGAUGUCAUCCUCAAGCCUAUUUUGACAGAGAACCUGCUUGCUCGUGAAGUACUAACCUUUCCACCAGCCUUGCGUGUCUCAACAAUCGAUGAUAUUUCGCUAGGUCAUGGACAAUUUGAGCUCACCUUACGUGGACUCUACAGUUUGCUGUGCGAAAAAUCGUUUUUGCGACAUCAUCACGGACAUCGGCUGGAAAAUUGGUUGUCUACUCAGGUAGAAAAGCAAGCAGCUUUGCCUAUCCAUCCGUUAAUGUUAAGCGUUUUGCUCGAGUGGAUUGAAAAUUACGUGAUGGCGUUUGAGUACCCAAUCGCUCAGGCCCCUCGCCGGCUUCAAUUGUCCAUCGUUCCGCUACAAAGCUCAACUUUAACGAAAUGGCUCUCAGCGUCUUGCUUACGGAGCACAUAUGACUUUAAGAAAGGACACGAGUACAAACUGAAAUGGGCACGUGGCGUAUUAGGUCUUACAUAUGCGCUUCAAUUUAAUCAGCGACUUCGUCAGGCAACGAUGGUUGCUGGAAGUAAGCUGAGCAGUCUGGUAGCCGGUACCUCAAUCGCUUCAGGUACAUCAUUCUCAGCUACCCUCGGCACCGGAGCCGAUAUUUGCCUACACUACGACCUUAACACAUUUCCCUUACGCAAUAUUGUGACUGAAGUCGUGGCAAACGGAGACCAAGGCCGUGCUUUUGAAUAUGUGGCCCCAACGUUAGUAAAACUCUUGAUAGAAGAGUAUCCACACCUGUUUGAUGCUUCCGCAUCGUCCGGUUCAUCAGGGUCGACUUCAAUGUUACUGCCGUUAGCCUUCAGUCCGCACGAUGUUGUAGAGCGCGACCUAACACGAAGUUGGUUUCGCCGUAAGUUUAAUCAUGUGCCGCUUGCUAGUAUGGCGCGGUCUCACAUUUCAUGGACAGCAGUUCAAAUGCUUUUGUUUGAACUCCAAUUCGCACCGAUCCAAGUGGUGACGCGAGAGCUUAUUGAUAUAGUGAAUAAAAUCCUUCCUUACGCGAUUACAUCGUAUGAAACCUUGUCUACCGAUUGUCAAGUGGCGGCGUUCUGUUCCCAACUUGCUUCACUUUACCUAUCUCGUGCGCGUCGUGAGCAGGGAGCUGAUAUUUCUUUAUUGAUGAGAUUGAUACAAGCAUUGUGCUUUCCAGACGUACUAUGGCGGCAGUUACAGACUCAGACACAGCAAAAUGAUUCAUUUAAUUUGUUUACGUACAUGCAAGUGUUAGAAGAGCCAUUUCGUCUCGUCAACGAUGCCCACGAUAGAGUUUUUCAACAGCCAGCGUUGCUGCUUAUUCUAAUUGAUAUUAUCCGAGAUGUCAGAAUUGCAGCAAACGUCCAUGUAUCGAAAUUUGACCUCUGCUUGUUGCCUGGAGAAAGUUUGAAGCAUUCGCUGUCCACUAAUCCAAGUGUGCAACAGCAUCAACUCGUACAAGAUUGUCUGCUGACGCAUGGACUUCUCCAGCGGCUUUUUGCACUGAGCUCCAACUCGAAUAGCAACGAUACGGUUCAGGAGUGUCGUGCUCACCUGUGCACACUAAUUAAUGAGUUGGUGGCUGCAGACGCUGAGGCCUCGUCUCCGUAUCCACCACGACUUCUAUUGGCCAUACACACACAGGGCUACGAUGUGUCACUAGUUCCAACGUUAGUCGCCAACGUGCCGUCAAUGAAACUCUUGUGGGAUCACUGGAUGUCUGCUACGUCUUCGACUGCAUCAAAUAUCCCAGCUUCUCGUGCUGGGACGCAUGGAACGAAACAUUUAAUGGAUUUUGUGGCAGAAGGAGCGGACAAGGAUCUUCCCAAGUGGAUUUUUCGACUUCGCGUGGUCUUUUCAUUGUGUGCUGCGCAUCUUUCUGGAAACGGACAAAGCGCAGCUAUGCAACAAGCGCUGCGUGUGGUCUGGAAUAAACUGCGCAAUGGUGUGGGGAGCUUAGGUGAAAACAGUGCGGGUGCAGAGCUCGUACAUUUCCUUCUCAAGUUGCAGCGCCAGCAAAGUGGAGCUGGUGGUUACAAAGGUUUGCUGAAAAAGCGCCUGUGA